AUGCGGACUGAAGUCGGUGGCUGGGACACCCAGCUAAUAAUAACGACAAAAGCUACCAUGUCGGUGCUGUCCCUCGCCAUUCUGCUGUUUUUCAGAGGGUUUACUUUCUCUGUGGCAGACGACUGUGAAGUGUGUGUGGGCUUUCUCCACAGACUGUAUGGCAGUCUGACCUCAGCCCACAGAGAACUCACUCCUGCCCUGGUGGAAGAAGAGCUGAUCCAGGCCUGCACUGUCGCCCAAGGGAAGGAGGCAAGGCUGUGUUACUACCUAGGAGCCAGCAGUGAUGCAGCCACCCGUGUCACAGCAUCAGUGUCUCGACCUCUGGCCUUCCAUGUCCCUGUUGAGAAGAUCUGCCAACGCCUCAGUAGCAGCGACACACAGAUCUGUCAGCUCAGAUAUGAGCCUCAGCUGAAGGAUCUGAGCAGUGAUGGGCUCAAAAAGCUGAGGGUCGUGGAGCUGAGGAACAUUUUAGCCUCAUGGGGAGAAGAGUGUCGGGGCUGCCUGGAGAAACACGAGUUUGUCAGCCUCAUCCAGGAGAAAGCUCCGCUGCAUGCUCACAGUAUGGAACUAUGAAUAGUAAUUAAUAUCUCAGAAAAAAGGCUGCAAUCACUUGUGAUUUUUGAGGGUGUCACUGACAGACUGUAAUGCACAACAUGAAGGAGCUGAUACUGUUUUCCAAGCUCUAGAUUGUUGUUACAUCCUGAGAAUUGUUUUUCCCAUCCUGUGUGAAGAUUUUGAAAUUGGGGGUGGAGUUCAAAGUUGUAGUUUGAUUCACAUCCAGCUGGUACCAGUUCCUGUGGCCAAACAUAUUAAUUUCUUGAUACUAAUUGUCCAAGUUUGUACAUAACAUGUACUUGACAGUAUUACUACACUGAACAAAAUUAUACACUUUUUUUUUUUGUCCCCAUUCAUCAUGAGCUGAACUCAAAGAUCUAAG
Micropterus dolomieu (smallmouth bass) is the source of this 937-nucleotide messenger RNA. It is a transcript of the gene cdnf, whose product is annotated as cerebral dopamine neurotrophic factor. The transcript has 5 exons. Bases 1 to 573 code for a protein of 190 amino acids. The record is from RefSeq and is a predicted model, not a curated record. Gene Ontology annotation, biological process: dopaminergic neuron differentiation; neuron projection development. NCBI's taxonomy places the organism in Eukaryota, Metazoa, Chordata, Actinopteri, Centrarchiformes, Centrarchidae. Gene Ontology annotation, cellular component: endoplasmic reticulum.